CUGUGGCCGCCGCCGCGAGCCCGACAACCGCCAACCGUCAACUAACCGCCAACCAACCGCCAGACCAGAUUCAGCUGUAAAUGCAUCCCAGACAGCGAGCACAGGAUGAAGAAGGCAAGCAGGUCUGCUACUGCAGCAUCCAAACUACAGUGUAAACUGCCGACCACUGAGAAGGGCAAAUCAGACAACUGUUCGGUAACUUCAGCCACCAAGACUUCAAAAACGACAGGGAUCACAGCAGCAUUAACUAAGACCAAGAGCAGGAGCAAUGAUGAUCUGUUGGCUGGCACGGCUGGCGGACUAACAGUAAACAAUAAUACCAAAGUGAAGAAGAACGUUUGUUCAUCAGCGGCGGGACCCACAAGCUUUUCAGCUUCUGGAUUGACCACAAACUCUAACCAAGACAGCAAAGCAAAGCACACGGCAGGUAUGAGUGCUGCCGCCAAGAGGAAUGUAUCUGCAGGAAAUAAAGACAUCACCUCAAACAGAGACAAAAUUCGAGAUCGCCCACGACCAAACAUAAGCAAGAAAUUGUCAUCCGCCGGCCAGGGAGGUAACGAGGCAGCAAAACGCUCACGUAACCGGAUUUCAACAGAGUCUGAGACUAGAAUAAGCAAGUCAAAGUCUGAUAGCCAGAUAAGUGAUAAAGCGGCUUUGGAAGGAAAGGUAAAGGAUCUUUUGGCUUUAGCUAAGAAUAAGGACGUGGAGAUUCUACACCUGAGAAAUGAAUUGAGAGACAUGCGUUCACAACUGGGACUGAGCAGCGACUUAUUGGAGGGAGAGGAAAAGGCUGAAGAGAAAGAGAGUACGACGCUUCAGCCUAGAGAUGUGGAGUCCAGCCUUCUCCAGCUGGAAGAGCAGAACUGUGCAAUCCGGGAUGAACUGAACCAACUGAAGAAUGAAAACAGAAUGUUGAAGGAUCGACUGAACGCUCUUGGCUUCUCUUUAGAGCAAAGGUUAGACAGCACAGAAAAACUGUUUGGUUAUCAGUCCUUGAGUCCUGAAGUGACUGCGGGCAGUCAGAGUGAUGGUGGAGGCACCUUCGCAUCUUCUGUGGAGGGAUCGGCACCUGGAUCCAUGGAAGAUCUUUUAAGCCAGGAUGAGAACACAUUGACCGACAACCGUAGCAAUUCCAUGGACAACCUGGACAGUGAAUCGAGUGAGGUGUACCAGCCUCUUACCUCCAGUGAUGAUGCUUUAGACGCUCCCUCAUCAUCCUCCGAGUCUGAAGGUGCACCAAGCAGGGAAUGCUCCAGGAAAGGAAGUAGUGGCAAUGCAAGUGAGGUUUCUGUGGCUUGUUUAACAGAGCGCAUUCACCAAAUGGAGGAAAACCAGCACAGCACAGCAGAGGAACUGCAAGCUACUCUUCAGGAACUUGCAGAUCUUCAGCAGAUAACACAGGAACUAAACUCUGAAAAUGAGAGGUUGGGUGAAGAAAAGGUCAUUCUGAUGGACUCUUUAUGCCAGCAGAGUGAUAAAUUGGAACAUUUCAGUCGACAGAAUGAGUACUUCCGCACGCUCCUGGAUGAGCACCACAUCUCUUAUGUCCUAGAUGAAGACGUGAAGAGUGGCCGCUACAUGGAGCUGGAGCAACGGUACAUGGAUCUGGUUGAAAAUGCUCGCUUUGAACGUGAGCAGCUUCUUGGAGUGCAACAGCAUCUCAGCAACACACUGAAAAUGGCAGAGCAGGACAACAAGGAUGCUCAGGAGUUGAUUGGUGCACUUAAAGAACGUAACCACCACAUGGAGCGGAUCAUGGAAUCGGAGCAAAAAGCCAAAGCAGCGCUUGCUGGGGCUUUAGAAGAAUAUAAAGCAACUGUGGCAAAUGAUCAGAUUGAGGUGAACAGAUUCAAGGCGCUGCUGGAACAUGAGAAGCAGAAGGUGGCAGAGUUGUAUGCUUUCCACAACGCGAGUGACAAGUCUGAUUUACAAGAGCUAUUGGAGAACACGCGACUGGACAAAGAGAGGAUCGAGGCCUUGUACAAUAAUCUACAGGAGGAGCUGGCCCACACUCGCAAUGAUGCCAAUCGACUGCAGGAUGCCAUUACUAAGGUUGAAGAUGAAUAUAGAACUUUCCAGGAUGUUGCCAAAAAGCAGAUUGAAGAUCUUAACUUGACCCUGGACAAACUCCGAACUGAAGCAGAAGAAAAGGAAACUGAAAUCAGUGACAUGAAAGAGACUAUUUUUGAACUAGAGGAUGAAGUGGAACAGCAUCGAACUGUCAAACUCCAUGAUAAUCUCAUCAUUUCUGAUUUGGAAAACACUGUUAAAAAGCUUCAAGACCAGAAGCAUGACAUGGAGAGAGAGAUUAAAAUCCUUAACCGCAAGCUCAGGGAAGAGUCGGCUGAGUGGCGGCAGUUUCAGGCUGACCUACAAACUGCAGUUGUUAUUGCAAAUGAUAUUAAAUCGGAGGCACAAGAAGAAAUCAGUGAUCUCAGACGCAGACUGCAUGAGUCAGUGGAUAAAGCUGACAAACUCAACAAGGAGUUAGAGGAAGUAAAGACACGGAAGCAAGAUGAAGAACGUGGCCGUAUGUACAAUUACAUGAAUGCUGUCGAGCGAGAUCUCGCUGCUCUGAGACAAGGCAUGGGACUGAGCCGCAGAUCAUCCACCUCCUCAGAACCAUCCCCAACAGUCAAAACACUUAUUAAAUCUUUUGACAGUGCUUCUCAAGUUGUCCCCAGUACGACCACAGCUGCCAUUCCUCGAAGCCCUCUCAGUCCAAGCCCCUUGAAAACACCUCCAGCAGCUGCUGUUUCACCAAUGCAGAGACAUGCCAUCAGUGGACCGAUCUCUACACCAAAGCCUCUCUCAGCACUAACAGACACAAGACAGAGUUACACUGAUUUGUCUCUCCCAGCGGAUCAUUUACUUAGAUCUUCCUCGGCCAAUAGAUCUCCAGCCUCUUUACAGCGAGUUCAGACUAUUGACUCGGCUAAAUCCAUUUCGGUGUCUCGCAGAAGCAGUGAGGAAAUUAAACGUGAAAUCACGGCUGCAGAUGGCUCUACCCCAACCUCACUAAUGGGAAUGGGAACCACAUCGCCACAACUGUCCUUGUCAUCUUCAUCUCCCACCGCAUCAGUCACUCCAACUGCUCGUAGCCGCCUCAGAGAGGAAAGGAAAGAUCCAUUAUCAGCGUUAGCCCGUGAAUAUGGAGGCUCAAAGAGAAAUGCAUUGCUGAAGUGGUGUCAGAAGAAGACUGAAGGUUACCAAAAUAUUGACAUCACAAAUUUCAGCAGCAGUUGGAAUGAUGGGCUUGCUUUCUGCGCUCUGCUUCACACGUACCUUCCAGCACAUAUUCCCUACCAGGAGCUGAACAGCCAGGACAAGCGAAGACAUUUUUCCCUCGCCUUUCAGGCGGCUGAAAGUGUUGGCAUCAAGUCUACAUUGGACAUCAAUGAGAUGGUGAGCACAGAACGACCUGACUGGCAGAGCGUGAUGCAGUACAAUGGUUUGGUGACAGGUCAACGUGCAAAGGGAAUCAUUGGUAUUUUCUGGAUUCUCUCCUUUAUCAUUGGCUUGACCCCAAUGUUGGGUUGGAACAAAUCAAAUCACAUUGAAGACGAUCAAAUGAAUGGAACAAUUAACUGCAGGCAUGGCAUGGUCCCAUGCCUAUUUGAAGAGGUAGUAACAAUGGAUUACAUGGUUUAUUAUAAUUUUUUUGCCUGUGUGCUAAUGCCUUUACUGAUAAUGUUUGGAAUUUACCUGAAGAUUUUCAUGGCAGCCCGUCAUCAACUCAAGCAAAUGGAAAUGAAAAUAGUGCACACUGAGAGGACACAGUCCACUCUUCAGAAAGAGUUCCAUGCAGCAAAGUCCUUAGCUAUCAUUGUGGGUCUCUUUGCUGUGUGCUGGCUUCCAUUGCACAUUAUAAAUGGUGUUAACCUCUUCUGUCCAGGCUGCAAGCCACCUCGCCCAUGGAUGAUGUACAUCGCCAUCGUCCUGUCACAUGCUAACUCGGUGGUGAAUCCUUUCAUUUAUGCGUACAGGAUUAGGGAGUUCCGCAUCACCUUCCGGAAGAUUAUAAAAAGGCACUUCCUGAGGAAGGCAGAACAUUCGUUCAAAAAUCAGAGCAUAAGGAGCUCCAUUCAUACAAAUGAGGAAAGAAUAAAUGUUGAUGUCAACGGGUAUGUUUUAGAUAUUGUCGCUGCUUGUGCCAUUGAGAAAGAUGAUGCUGUAGAAGACAACAAAAAUAAAGAAAUUUGCCAGAAUGGACAUGCAACGGAUUGCCAGCAAAAUGGAACUAGCAAAGAAUGCCAUCUAAACAAGGCUAUUUAUGAUCCAAAUGGUGACCGGCUGGAGUGUCCUGAGAGCGGGGACUGCUGCGAAGUCCACCUCAAUGCAGCCUUUUUAGAGAAGACUUCCUGUGUGGCUCUCACCGACGUCUCCUGACCUUCAUUUAAACUUGGCUCCAACACAGUUUGUGUCCUCUUUGUUAUCAAGGUAGCAGGAGAAGAAAGGAUGUCUGUCAUUCCAUGGUACAACAACGCUGAGAGAGAGAGACUCAAUUCCCAAGGAACAAUAAGGGGACAAUAAGUUUGGGGUUAGGUAAAAAAUGUUUUAGGAGUAAUGGCAGCACAUGAAUAAAACCUUUGUUUUCUGGGAAGUUCCUGAGUUUCAUUUAAGUGCUUCCAUCCUCGGACAAAUCUACAGAACUAGCCAGGCUCUCAGGUUUACGUUUUCGGAACAUGUAAAUCAACAGGACCAGGAAAGACCAUUGCAGUGCAUUUGCCAUUUCCCCAAACUUGUUUUUU
Callorhinchus milii (elephant shark) is the source of this 4751-nucleotide messenger RNA. RefSeq names its product sperm antigen with calponin homology and coiled-coil domains 1-like a (gene specc1la). The coding region runs from base 106 to 4389 and encodes 1427 amino acids. Gene Ontology annotation, cellular component: membrane; filamentous actin; microtubule organizing center. Gene Ontology annotation, molecular function: G protein-coupled adenosine receptor activity; protein binding. Gene Ontology annotation, biological process: adenylate cyclase-activating G protein-coupled receptor signaling pathway; actin cytoskeleton organization; G protein-coupled adenosine receptor signaling pathway. The transcript is spliced from 17 exons. The record is from RefSeq and is a predicted model, not a curated record. Lineage: Eukaryota; Metazoa; Chordata; Chondrichthyes; Chimaeriformes; Callorhinchidae.